AUGGACACCGAAUGCCGUUUCUGGCUGUUUUGGAUUUCACCAGACCUAACAACUCAUGAAGAGCAACAAGUACACCUACAAACAGUCAAAGCUGCACUGAUUACUCACUGGCAGUGUUGCAGCAAUGAGUAUAUAUGGUACGAUGCAGCAGGACCAACGCUUAUGCUGCGUGAGGCGCCCGCGCAUAUAUACGGGCGAAUAUACUGCGGAGAAGCAGUGGAGGAUGAGUGGUAUAUGGUUGCAGUUCUGCGUGAAAUAUCACAGACAUUUCCGGCUCUCUAUAUAAGAGUUACUGAUGGUGAUGGUGAAUUUUUACUAAUUGAGGGCGCAAAGGCGCUUCCGCGCUGGUUGGACACAGGGAGUUCAGGAUAUCGGGUGAGAAAUGUGUGGGGAAUACUUAGAAGAAGUACAGAAUAUAUGUCCAUAGACAAAAAGCGGUUGGAAGAAAUACUUGAUAAAAGUGCAAAGCAUCAAACAAAGGUAUGGAUCAAUCAGGGCCAACUAAAAAUUAUUCCUGCUAAAGAGCUGGCUGAAGGGCGGUCUAGAGCGGAGAUCCGGGGUUUAAAGCUUGAUGAGGCACUGUUUUUCCUUCGAAAUACAUCGGAGGAUUUGUUAUACGAUCAGAAACUUGAAAAGUGUGCGUUUUGGAGGAUUGAAGGGUACGUUGUGAUUAAAAGAGCACUUCCAAGUGCAUUCAGUGCUUUUGAGUGUAGGGAUAGGCUAAUGGAUCUUUGGUAUAGAUACCAAGAAAAAAUGAAAAAAAGUCUACAUAGGACACGAGUAAUCGUUCCCCGGCCAGUUGCCCACUUGCUACAUGUAGCACCAAACCUUAUAGCAGCAGCAACACAGGAAUUUUAUACACGAGACCCGGUUUCACUUAAAGCAUGUGAGAAAAUGAAUAUGUUUUUCCCGAAAGACAUGGUUUCAGUUGUGGUUAGAACAACAAAGACCCUACAUGCACAAUUGAAAGGCCAAAUGUUCCACAAACAUCCUUUAUUUAACCUGCCAAUGCCUGGAUCUUUAAAUUAUGAGGAAGCGAUAAUGGGUAUGAAGAUCACCUGUGGAUUUGAGAUGUUGUGUGCAAAAGGGUCUCCAAAACACCCUGUGUAUGAUAUAGAGAAGGAUCCAAAUUGGACAUCUUUUCUCAAGAAAUUGGAACUAAGUGGGUAUUUUGAGGAUGAAAAAGAGGGAUCUGCAAAGUACAGAUUGUUGAAAGAUCAUGCAAUUGAGUGUUUUUUAAAAUCAAAACCAUCAGAAUCUAUUGUUGAAACGAUAAACGAUCCUUUAUCACAGAUAUCAGAUAUUCUAAAACAGGUACUUCCAAGUGAUGAAGAUAUUUCCAAAUGGCCAGAUAGAUGUGAUAAUGAUGACUUUUUGAACGUUAGCCCUGAUGAAUUGGAUGAAUUAAUGCGUUCGAGGACAGCAUUUUUUUCAGACAAAGAUGUAGCGAAAAAGAUACAAGAACCUUUAUCUGACAAUACACUUGAAUCAGUAGUAAAAAAGUUCGAAAGCUUUGUGAGUAAUGAAGAGGCAGGUCCAGAUGGAGUUGAUCCUGAAAGCGAUUUCUUUAGUGAUACAGCUACUAAUAGUGAUAUAAGCUUUAAUGAAGAAGAGUUUAUAAGGCUUAUGAAAGAGACGCUAGAUAUAUCCAAUGAACAUUUGAUAGAUGUCAAAAAUCAUCCAACAUCAGAGAAACUAGCGUCAAAUCACAAAACGCUAAGUGACUCGAUACCAAAUGAACCUGUUAUUCGAGAUUUUAUGGAUGCCAUGGACGCAGAAUUAUCGUCUACAACUCUUAAAGAUUCCUUUUCAAAAUUUUCGACUGAUACACCUUGUUCUGUGGAAGAAAACGAAAAUGCGAAUAUACAAUAUAAUCUUCUUAAAAACCUCUAUGAGAGUGCUCAUGGACAACAUGGCACCCCUGGUCCGGCCGAUACUUUACUUAAAAGUAUGCAUCUUUCUUUACCAUCUGAUCCAUCAAUAUCUCAUUCAUCAUAA
Messenger RNA from Pneumocystis jirovecii RU7, 1998 nucleotides. RefSeq lists its product as uncharacterized. Lineage: Eukaryota; Fungi; Ascomycota; Pneumocystomycetes; Pneumocystales; Pneumocystaceae. Gene Ontology annotation, cellular component: nucleus. The transcript has 9 exons. The coding region runs from base 1 to 1998 and encodes 665 amino acids. The record is from RefSeq and is a predicted model, not a curated record.